GGUAUCAAUGUAAACGUGAUUGUGGGGAAUAGUGUAGUUUAUACUGUUUGUUCCAAGGGUAAUCUAUACUCAUCGACUCUGGCAACGCAUUAAUCUGCGACCGUUGUGGGAAUUCCCUUAUUUCUGUGUAAUUUAAUGAACUUUGCUUUCAUAACUUUUUCAUAAAUGCAUCCAAAUGUUUUAUUUAUAUAGUGCAAACUAACCUAUAAACUCAACAGAACAACAACAAAUAAAUGAUUAAUUUACCCAGUUGCGCACUCACAUACAGAAAAGUAAAACGAGUUAUUUGAAAGAGGAGGCCCCAAAAAUAAUUUAGUCGUGUUUACGUAGGUAUUCUAUGGAAAUUAAAUUAAAAUGUCAUCUAAAGUUAAAAACGUUCGUCCCGUGGUGAUACUAAGGACCGGAUUAAUUAAAAACCAUAAACACUUAAAGGUAAUAAACAAUAAGCAGUUUUUUAAAUCCGAUCUUAUCUACGAAUCGAAGGAUGGUGAUUUUUUACGGGCGGCAGGACGUAAAGUCGCCGUGAUCAACACGUUGAAUCGUAUUACGAACGCCAGUCGCACGAUCGCGACGUUCACGGGCAGUGAUGGAGUCAAAGCCGCGAACUCUGACGGCCUAGUGAAGCUGAUCGGGCAGUCGAACUACGAAACUGUGCUCUCAGCUCUAUGCUCGGUCAUAUCCCAGGAGCUUAGAGUCCGCGGCAUACUAGCACUCCUGACCACUCCCAAGAAAAGUAAAGAUGCCUCAACGCAAACUGAAAAACCGGAUUUAAACGAAACUUCAUCUCAAACGAAGGAAACAUUUUUUAAUAUAUUUUCAAAACCAAAACCGAAGAGAGCACGGAGACCGAUAGAGCCCUACGUUGUUAAAGAGCCCCAAAUCAAGAAGCUUGUAAUACAUCCGGAGGACUUCUAUAAGAAAAACAUUGAACUUAGUAAUGAUAAUUCAAGCGAUGUGACAGGGUCUUGGUCAUCAUUCGCGACGCGGAGCACACUGCUGAAAGAUCCCUUGGCCCUGCUAAACGAUGUAGAUAAAUACAUCAAGACGCCGGGAAACGAUUCAUUGAGCAAAUGCAACUCUUUAGAAAAUUUUCUGGACGUGUCCGACUUGUAUGAUUUUAAAACGAUGAAAUCUGAACGGCCGAUUAUUAUGAAUGAUGAGCAUAAAAGAAAGAUUGCAUCAUCUCUGUCUUACGUUGAGUGGACAACUUGCUUGGUACGAGACGAAGAUGGAAACUUACCUAUCCACAAUGCAGUCCUUAAUGACAACAUCAAAAUGUUAAAAAGACAGUGUCAAGUAUUAAAAAAGAAGAACCACUCAGUAGAUAUACCAGGGAAUGGCAAUUGGACGGCUUUGAAAUUAGCGAUACUGAAGGACCAGCCGAAGUGCACGGAGGUGCUGCUAAGCUUCGACGCUGAUGUGCUGCUCGCGGACGAAAGCGACAGGCUGCCGCUGCACCACGCGGCCGAGGUCUCAAGCCAGCACCUGGAGUUGAUCCUCGAGCAUUGCAAGCAGAACGCCAGGAAAAUCUAUCUGGAGGAGGAGUCCUUGUGGAAGGAGAACAUCGCUGAAUAUUCGGAUGACAUUAUAUUGGAUUACCUAUUAAGCUACAUGUGCAACGCGUGCGACAGCGAAGGUAACACGGCCCUCAGCAUCGCCUGCAAGAGGGGCCGCCACGAGAACGCGCGGCUGCUACUGCGCGCCGAGCCGGGCAGCGCCAACCGCAGCGCGCCCACCGGCGGGGACACGGCGCUGCACUCCGCCGUCGCGGCCGCCGUCGCCGUCUUCAGAGAAAGCGGCGAUAGGAUCGCGAUCGAGAACUACAAGAAGACCAUAGAGGUGCUGGUGGACGGCGACGCGAGCCCCUCCGUGCCCAACUGCGCCGGCCUCACCGUCACCGACAUGCUCGCCGACGCAGACGCGCCCGACCUCUCCGCGCUGCUCGCCGCCGCGCUCUCCAGCAGGAGGCUGGGGGCCGCGCGCCGCCCGCCCGGACCCUACAUGCUGCUGCGCGGGCAGGACGGACGCCUCGACGUGGCGCACGUCGCCAGCAGGCAGCCCGCCCGCGCCCCCGCCGCAAGGGACCGGGGCCUCCCUACUGAGCCGAAAACUAAAAUCAUCGAGAACGUUCUAGUGAAUUUAGGUUCGAGUAUUGGUAACGUUAAAGUUCGGAACGUCUGCAGGGGAAGCGACGCUAGGAAUAUCAGGAUUACGGCGAAACGAAGCGGCAGCGCGCGCGGCGAGGCGGCGGGGAAGAAAACGAAACUUUGAUAUAUGGGGACGAGAGGAACUAUUAUGCUAAACUGACGGUAGUUCUCAGUAAAAAAUCACGAAUCACCGGGUGAACCGCGUCCCGUAACAAAGACAGAAGAUCGCGCACACAGCGAGCUAGAAAGAGACGACAGGUGUUCUCGAUUUUCCGUCUCUAAGAACAUUCCAAUUAAAUACAGGGUGGGUUUUGUUUGUCAAUGACCCGGAGUCUGCACAAGGAUGGCCUUACAUAGGAGUCGCAGCACACGACAAAUAGAAAUUAUUCACCGAAAUACUAAUUAUGAUCCAAUUUAACCCUUUGACUGGCGUGUAGGUCACCGGUGCCCUACGCGGCGCACUCCAGUAAUUAUUUUGUCGUCUUUUGUUUGUUAAUGUAUGACUUUUAGAAAUUGAUUCACUCGCAUUAUCUUAGGAUUCGUCUCUCCUAAAGUCUACUGGAUAUUCCGGCGCUUUAGUAAGAAGAUUGAAGUGAAAAAUCGAGAUAAUAACUUGAGUGCGCCGCGUAGGGCACCGGUGACCUACACCGCAGUGAGAGUUAAUUGAAGACAUGAGUGGAUGAAGGGAUAUGAUACAAUUUGUUAAUUUUGAGAAAACGGGCAGCGAACUUUUGUUACUUGUACUUCUUCUUCAUAUAUAACUCCUUCUACACAUGCAAUUUCUAAAAAUAGCCUUUAAACACGGAGUUAUAAGUUCUAAUAUGGCUCAUAGGCGCAUAACACCUUCAUUCAAUCUUUAAAACUCAAAAAAACUUAAAAAUUGUACUAAAACCCUUCAUCCACUCAUGUUUUUAUUUAUUUAUUUAGACACACCAACAGCUAUACACACAAAACAUUCAAGCUUAAAAUUAACAAGUAUAAAAUUAAGUACUGGUUUGUAAGCCAGUUACAGGCAUGUACAGCAAUCUCUUAUAGCACACUAUGACAUGUUACAGAAAUUUUACAAACGGAAAAAUAGGUUAAAUUUAAAUAUUGUUAACAGAACGAAAAACAAAAAUUGAAAAUGAACACGAAGGUUUGGUAGGCAGCGGCUUAGCUCUGCCCCUGGCAUUGCUGACGUCCAUGAGCGACGGUGACCACUUACCAUCAGGUGGGCCGUAUGCUCGUCUGCCUACAAAGGCAAUAAAAAAAAAAAAAAAAAAAAAAAAACGAAACCAAGAGUCAACUACUUAACAUUCUCUCAUCAAUUAUAAAAAUAGAAACUUGGAUACCAGUUUGUUUUUGAAACCCAGGCCACGUGUCGUAAAAAAUGUCGAUGCCAUCAAUUAAUGCCAUCAAGGUAGUCACUCUAUCACAAUUCGCUUCUUAGUUAUCACCGAAUGACUGCCUCCAAAUCGCCAAUCUCAUGUUUCGAGUGUAUCUACAAAGUUCCAGAACAUUAUCCAUUGAACUAGUUGUUUCGAUAUCCUAUCUGACGACAGAUGGCGUUAUUCAUACCGACAUAUACAAAAAAACGUGUGGCACUCGGGGACUGCCGCGGUAAAGCUAUUGCAUAGCAUUUUGUAUCCAUUUAUGCAAUUAUAAUUAGACAAUAAUUUAAUAUAUAAACAGUAAUAAAAUAAGACCACGCGGUAGGCAGCGGCUUGGCUCUGCCCCUGGCAUUGCUGAGGUCCAUGGACGACGGUAACCACUCACCAUCAGGUGGGCCGUAUGCUCGCCUGCCUACAAGGGCAAUAAAAAAAGGUGGGUAGGCAAAUAAAAGACGUUCGUAACUUGAGUGCCGUUACCUGAACUGAACCGAUAGGCUAAAGAUGAAACCUUCAAUAGGGAUUUGAAAAUAAAACAGAUUUAUUAAUUUAUUUAUUUAUUCCAUUCAAUACAAAGUCUGGCUUACAGUUUUCACCAAAACGCCUGACUCGUUAACACACAAAAAAUUGUUGAAAUUAUUACGUACUGUUAUAAUAUUAUACUAAAAAUAAAAUUAUUUUGGAAUAAAGUAUUCCCCAACUAUCGGCAAAUACGUCAGCUUCCUGGAUUUCGGAGAGAAAUUCGUUUAACAGCGCAAUUGCCCUAGCCAAUGGACAGUUCCUAGCUCUACGGGUCCUCAGCCCCGCCAACGCCGCAGAUGACGUCACAUGUGUGUAAAUUCAGUACAAAAGUGUCGGAAGUUGAACAGGCGCUUGUCAGAAGCGAAUAAGCUGUGCUAGCGGUUGUUUUUUUGUAGCUAUAAAGAUUUAAAGCGUUGCCCCAACCUGAGAAUGCAUAAUAUCGAUAUUAUUACGCGGGAAAAUGCAAAGAAGUUUAACUUCUGUUAAGCGCACGCAGGUGUAAUUGCAAUUGAAACGCUACUUAUUUCGUAAUAACGACGAUACCGGAGAUUAAAUUGUAAUGCAAUAUUUUGUCGGGAGCGUAGACGCAAAGGACUUCAAAUCUUCGCCCACAGAAGUAUCACUUCUGUUCUAUUUUUGUUUUCAUUGUCUUCUAUAAUUUAUUAGAUCUUUAAGUAGUAUGAAUAUCUUUGCGUUUUAUAUUGUAAAUAUUCAUGCCUUAUUUUUUAUUUAUUUUACUUUUACAUGAAGUAUGUAUGAAUAAGUAUGUAUUAUUUGCUAUCAGUACUUAUAGUGAGACAUAUAUUGUAUGAAUUUGUAUUAUCGGCGCUCGUAGUUCUGGGAUGUAAUGUGUUGCCAAUCACAAAAUUACAGAAUCGAGUUUUUAUGUAUUUAUUUUUGUUUGUUUUCUUCUUCUUUUUUUUUGUCUCAAAAUUGGUUCUUUGCGAUGCCAUUGUUGCCAAUAAACACCUUCUAUCGAUAUAUAUGUUGAAUUGGUAAGAACGUAUGAAAUAUUGUCGAACGGAGUGUUAAGAUGUGAGUGUGAGUGUAAGAUUUCCUCUCGAAACAGUAAGAAAGGGAAAAAAGAAUGAGAGACAGAAUGAGAGAGAAAAAGAAGAUGGCGUAGAGAUUUAAAUGAGCAAGGAGUAAAAAAAAUGUGAAUAAAUUUUUAAUAACUAUAUUAUCAUCAUCAUCACUGUCUUGCCCUUCUUCCAGUCACCUGGGGUCGGCGCAACAUGUUUUCUCCUUCGAUACUCUUCUAUCUUAUACCAUUUCUUAGCCCACUCCCCUCUUACACAUAUCGUCUUUCACGCAAUCCAUCCAUUUCUUCUUAGUUUACUUCUUCCUCUAAUUAAUUCUUUCAAAAAGAGUAAAAGUGCAACAGUGGAAUAAUUUUAUUUUAUGAGCCACGAUCCCAAUUCUAAAUAUAUGUAUAUAUACGCAUAAAAUGAAAUGAAAUGAUGUUCAUUCAAAUAAAGAAUAAAGAAUUGAGACGGAA
Bombyx mori (domestic silkworm) is the source of this 5534-nucleotide messenger RNA. RefSeq lists its product as uncharacterized. Gene Ontology annotation, molecular function: protein binding. The transcript has 6 exons. Lineage: Eukaryota; Metazoa; Arthropoda; Insecta; Lepidoptera; Bombycidae. The record is from RefSeq and is a predicted model, not a curated record. The coding region runs from base 355 to 2271 and encodes 638 amino acids.